CUCUUUCUCUCUCCGUCAUUGUCACACACACACAGCUCUCUCAAACCUCUACACAUGGGCUCACUCAUGCUCAGAGCUGGGAAGAACACUUGUCCUGGAGAGACUGGGGGAUCUAGACUUUUAUUUUUUCCAAAAGGCACCAGAUGAAUUCCACCAAAGACUAAAUGGAAGCAUAACAAAGAACCUCAGACUACUGACGUGCAGCCACCUUUCUCAGUGCAAUGGAUAAGCCCUAUGGUCCAGAUGUCAAGUUCAGGUUGAACACAGGCACAGCCCACCCUGCACCCAGUGCUCUCACCAGAGGACAGUGGUCCAGCAAAAUUGAGUUCCUCUUGGCUGUCGCAGGACAAAUCAUAGGCCUAGGAAAUGUGUGGAGGUUCCCUUACCUGUGCUACAAAAAUGGAGGAGGGGUGUUCUUCAUCCCUUAUGUACUCUUCCUCUUUACCUGUGGUAUCCCUCUGUUUCUUCUGGAGACAUCUCUCGGGCAGUACACCAAACAGGGAAGUAUUACCUGCUGGAGGAAGAUUUGCCCCCUUUUUGAAGGGAUGGGUUUUGGCAGUCAGGUGGUUGUUUUAUAUUCUAGCAUCUAUUAUAUCAUCAUUUUGGCCUGGGCAUUCCUGUACCUUUUCUCUUCUUUCAACUCUGAACUUCCUUGGGCAAGUUGCAGAAACAGCUGGAACACAGAGAACUGUGUGGAGUUUGAUCGAAGGCCUGAUUAUUUCAAUUGGACUGUGGCAGGAAAUGCAACAUCACCAGUGAGAGAAUUUUGGGAGCGAAGAGUUUUGAAUAUCACAGGAAGUAUCCAUGAGUUAGGGAGCAUGCGAUGGGAGUUGGCACUGUGUCUUCUGUUGUCCUGGGUCAUCUGUUACUUCUGUGUCUGGAAAGGAGUCAAGUCCACCGGAAAGGUAGUUUACAUCACCGCUACAUUUCCAUAUGUGAUGCUGGUGGUGUUGCUCAUUCGUGGACUCACGUUGCCUGGGGCCUUAGAUGGGAUCAAGUUCUACCUCUACCCGGAUCCAUCCCGCCUCAGUGAUCCCCAGGUGUGGAUGGAUGCUGGCACACAAAUAUUUUAUUCCUAUGCUAUCUGCAUUGGGUGUCUAACUGCACUUGGCAGUUAUAAUAAGUACAACAACAACUGUUACAAGGAUUGUGUCUACUUGUGCCUUCUGAACAGUGGGACCAGUUUUGUGGCUGGUUUUGCAAUCUUCUCUGCUCUUGGAUUCAUGGCAUAUGAGCAGAACACACAUAUAUCAAAAGUGGCUGAAUCAGGUCCUGGCUUGGCGUUCAUUGCCUACCCUCGAGCAGUGGCCAUGAUGCCAUUUCCUCAGAUCUGGGCGAUAUUCUUUUUCAUUAUGAUCAUCCUCCUGGGAUUGGACAGUGAGUUUGUAGGUCUGGAAGCUCUUGCAACAGCAAUUUCUGACAUGAAACCUGACUUCUUCCAUGUUGGUCAUCGACGUAAACUUCUUCUGCUUGUUAUCAGUGUCUUCAGUUUCUUCAUCGGCCUUGUGAUGGUUACAGAAGGUGGACUGUACAUCUUCCAGGUGUUUGACUACUAUGCCUGCAGUGGGAUGACUCUACUUCUCUUUGCCAUACUGCAAUCUGUGUGUAUUGGAUGGGUGUAUGGUGCAGACCGUUUUUAUGACAACAUAGAGGACAUGAUUGGAUACAGGCCUUUAACUCUGAUUAAGUACUGUUUGAAAUAUGUCACUCCACUUAUCUGCAUGGGAACGUUUGUUUUCUCCCUGGUCAAAUACACUCCUCUGAAAUUCAACAACACAAUUGAGUAUCCAUGGUGGGGUUAUGCUCUUGGUUGGUGGUUCACUCUCUCCUCUACACUCAUGGUUCCCGUCUGGAUGCUGUAUAACCUGAUCAUCACUCCCGGGACACUUCGACAGAGGAUCUCCAUCUUAUGCACACCAGCUGAAGACCUUCCUUUGACCAAAUCAGAGAAGAAAGCUCUUGAACUGCUCGACUUCACCUCAUCUCCUGACGGCAUAGUGUCCUAAACAAACUGGACACCCUUCAGAUAUACUGAACACUGUGAGGCAUAAGGAAAAAACGUAAUUACUUUCAUUCCAGUGGUCCUACACCACCAAAGCAGUUGUUCCCAACCUUUUGGGGAUGUGAUCCCGUAAAACAAAGCAAUGUCCAUGUGAGACCCCCCUUCACUGCUUGAAUAUGUAUACUAGUUACAACUAGUUCAACCAGAGUAAUUUUAAAAAGGCAUGAAAUGCCUUUAAUUCCAGUGAUUCACAAAAAAGCUAAUAUUAAACGAUUAAAGAAAAGUCUGAAAAAAAGAUUGUUUGGCAGAAGAAGAAAAAAAAACUUUGGGUGCUUUACAAUUCUGUUAAUAAUCUCGCAACCCGUCAGAUGUAAUUUGCGACCCUUUGUGGGGUUCCUAAACCGCCGGUUGGGAAUCACUGCUCUAAAGGAAUGGCCUCAAAUUUUAUAUGAUUUCACACCAUUAAACACUAAAGAAUUUAGUUGCUGACUCAACAGAAAUAUUUGAUAUGGUAAGCAUUAAGUAUAAGAAGCAUAAGGAAAAUUUGAUAUGGUAAGCAUAUGGUAAAGAGAAUGUAGCUCAGCACUCCACUUACUGUACCGAGACCUUUUGUUUUCUCCUUGGUUUUGGAGCUUUCAACCAUAUCUCAUGGUCUUUAUUCAUGUCAAUGAGAAAUGGUUCAUUCAUCAUCUAUGCUCAAAUUCAAAAACAAUAUUUGAUAUUAUAACUCGUUACUCAUCUAAAGAAAAAGUGUAUGAGAAUGAGUUUGUUUGUUUGUUUGUUUGUUUGUUUUAACCAGGGUGUAUAACUGUUAGGAAUUAAGAAACAUUGAUAAACAGUUGCCAAAUAAGCCAUACAGAUUGAACAUUGUAGUCACUUUUAGGUCAUUUUAAGUUACAUAAAUGAAAUUUGUAUAGAAGUGUAAAUUCUAAAUAAGGUGAUUUGAACAAAGAGUAGUCCAGCAAUAUAAGGGUCAGAUUCAGACCUUGGACACUUUGUGCGCUUUAGCCAGCUGAGCCACAAGGCUGUCAACACAAUGAAGUGUUUUUGACCUGCACCGAGUACUAUAUGUACCAUCGCCCCCAGGUAGGGAAGUAUUCCUCAUUCACAAGUUUGUGUUCAGAGUCUGAUUUUUAAAAAAGUGAUUAUUGUAAACAGUGUUACUGUGAUGAUGGAAACACUGUUCAAACCUGUUGGCUGUAACAGAAUCACAAAGAGUAUAUUUUUACGAGUUACAUAGAUUAUAUUUUUACUCUAUAGUUUGUUUAAUUCUAGUUUUUAUACAGAUUGUCUUACUCAUUUAUCAAGUUUGCAGGUUCAUGCUUAUACGUAUCAUUUUGUAUUUUUAUACCCUACAUAAAUGAAAUUUGAGGCAAUAGUUCUUUGUAUAACACAUAAAUGCUGUAAAUUUGUUUGAAUUUAAGCAUCAACUCAUAAUUUGUUUUUUAAAAAUAUCUGUAGCAGGAAUCAUGUGAAUUCAUGUUUAAAUUGAAAAUGUCACCCACUGUAACAGUAAACACAUCAUGAACCACUAA
Thunnus maccoyii (southern bluefin tuna) is the source of this 3537-nucleotide messenger RNA. RefSeq names its product sodium- and chloride-dependent GABA transporter 2-like. Lineage: Eukaryota; Metazoa; Chordata; Actinopteri; Scombriformes; Scombridae. Gene Ontology annotation, cellular component: membrane. The record is from RefSeq and is a predicted model, not a curated record. The coding region runs from base 222 to 2006 and encodes 594 amino acids. Gene Ontology annotation, biological process: sodium ion transmembrane transport. The transcript has 15 exons.